Molecule: messenger RNA, 1002 nt
Organism: Caenorhabditis remanei
Lineage: Eukaryota; Metazoa; Nematoda; Chromadorea; Rhabditida; Rhabditidae
Exons: 3
Coding region: 1-1002 (333 amino acids)
Biological process (GO): embryo development
Molecular function (GO): protein binding
Source: RefSeq, a predicted model, not a curated record
AUGCCAGCUCUUCCGAUUCUUAAACUCCCGAUCAUCGUUUUGAUGAAGAUUCUGAGAUCAAUCGAUAUUGAGACAUUAAUCCCCAUCUCAUUAUGCUCUCGUAAAAUGUAUUACCUCGUUAAGAACUUUCGAGAUAAAUCGAUUUCACUUAAACUCAGACUGGACGGAGGAAAUCCAAGUGUACCCGUACAAGUGUUGACACCGGAAAGUUAUUGCCACCAAGUUGAAAUUGUCACAGGAAAGUAUGGAAAUCUGGAACAAGUUAAUUUCAAUGGUCACCUGGUACCCAUCGAUCGUUCGAGAGAGGAAGGGGACUGGAAGACUUAUUGGAAUGAUAAAGAAGAAGGAAUUCACUCAGUUUUGGAUUAUCUAUCGGAUCUUUUUGGAAUUAAGAAGAUCAUCAGAAUCACAUUAAACUACCGCAAUGAAGUCUGGCUGUUGAAUUUAAUUGAAAAGAGACAAGGAAACGAUUAUGAACUGGAAAUACAUUCGAGAUUAAGUGAAGAAGACUGUCAUUUCAUACUGAAGAACUAUCAUCCGAAAGGAAUGAGGGUUUUGUCGUUGAACCCGGGAAACUUUCCAAUUUCACAAUACUUGAAACCACUUGAAUUCUUAUUUAGUCACUGGAUGUUAUCGAUUACUCUCGAUGAUGUACUUAACACAAACUGUGAGGAACUAGUUUUACUACAUAAUGAGUUCACAGAGUCAGAAAUCAAACGGAUUCUUCAACACUGGGCUAUCGGAGGGUUCAAACGACUCAAGUUUCUUGGUUUAUAUGCUAAAGACUUGAAUUUGGGUCACGUACUUGAAGAUCUAGAUGGGUUGACUCACUCUCGGAUGACAGAAAAGAGGGCGUAUAUAUCAUCAACUACUAAAAAUGUCAGUUUUAGUGAUUAUCUCAUUACCCGGAAUGAUGGUGUCGUCGCUUCUUUUCGAUAUUACGACCGAACAGCAAGAGUUGCAUUUGGUGUUUGGCCGGAUUCAGAGGGAAAUGAAUACUAA